Messenger RNA from Olea europaea var. sylvestris, 643 nucleotides. Its product is annotated as arabinogalactan peptide 22-like. Bases 229 to 456 code for a protein of 75 amino acids. The record is from RefSeq and is a predicted model, not a curated record. The transcript has 2 exons. Lineage: Eukaryota; Viridiplantae; Streptophyta; Magnoliopsida; Lamiales; Oleaceae.
GAUUGGAAGGAAAGGAAUCCGAAGAAACACGAACACAUGGAAUAAUCUUAAAAUCUGCAAAAAAAACAUGCUUUCCAUUCUCGCUUCCACCAUUAAUGUGAAGAGAAUAUUUCCUUUUCUACCAAUUUCGGGCAUUAUUCUCUCUGCGAGGCUCUAAACAUUUAUUUCGAACCCAUUUUCUUUAAAAGGGCAAUCGCGGAGAGAAGGAAAAUAAAAAGAGCAAAGAAAAUGGCAGAGAUUCGUAAGGUUUCGUUUGGUAUCAUUGCAAGUUUUGUUCUUGUUAUUGCAAUCUUUUUGCCCGCUGUUCAGGGCCAUGGCCACGAAGGUUUGGCCCCCGCUCCUGCUCCAACAAGUGAUGGUACUACAAUUGACCAGGGGAUUGCAUGUGGUCUGAUGUUGUUGGCGUUGGUGCUCACAUACCUCAUCCACACAUUUGAUGCUCCAUUGAAUAUCUGAGAUAAUUGAGGACACGAUAUAGUAAGCUUAUGCUUAGGUUUUGAAAAAUCGAGUUAUCUGAAGACUAUUUUAAUGUGCGGUGUGCUAAGGAUGAGUUUUUAUUUAUCUACCUAGAGUUGUAAUUCGAACAUAUUGUUUCAUUGAUAGUAUUGCUUAUGUUAUAAUAUAUCUGGCUUCGUAAUUCUCA